Molecule: messenger RNA, 2550 nt
Organism: Trypanosoma rangeli
Lineage: Eukaryota; Euglenozoa; Kinetoplastea; Trypanosomatida; Trypanosomatidae
Exons: 1
Coding region: 1-2550 (849 amino acids)
Biological process (GO): ERAD pathway
Cellular component (GO): endoplasmic reticulum membrane
Molecular function (GO): protein binding
Source: RefSeq, a predicted model, not a curated record
AUGGAGCCACAACAAACUAUUCCGCAGGUAGUAGAGGGAAAAAAAGAUAAGGCUCAGAAUCUCACAACAGCGCGGGCACAAGCAUUGAUGCUGCGACAUAAGGAGAAUAGUGUAAUGCCGUUCACAGAUGGCGGGGACAAAACUGAGCCUUCUGCCUCUGCUGAGAAACCUCAUGAUAAAGACACAGCUGAGAAGCAGCGUCGUGUAACUCCUGCCAAUGUUGUUGACCUGGAAGCCAAAUUUGGUAUGGGUGAUACCGCUACGAAUGACUUCCCUGGACCAGUGGCUGAGGAUGAAAUGAUGGAUGCGUCAUCUCUGUUUCUGCCCAGCACGGUAUCCCGUGUUAAACUGUCGGAGCUGUACCACAAUGCUGUACUUUCCAUUUACGAGGGGAACCUUUCGGCCACCCUUGAGAACAUCAAAGAGGGCGCUAUGCACGGUCACGGUCGUCUGCACUGGUUACUGGGCAUACUAUAUGCGAACGGCAUUGGCGUGCCGCAAUCCGAGACCAAGGCAAUCUUGCAUUACACCUUUGCUGCAUUUGAGAACAUCUCUGAGGCACACAUGGCACUUGGGCGCCGUUAUACUGACGGAAUUGGCGUCGCGAGGAGUUGUGAGGACGCCUUAAUGCACUACCGCGAGGCUGCCGACGUCGUUGCUGCGAAGUACGAGGGCAUGCCAGAUCCCACUGAGCGGUUUGCCGAGCAAACCGCUAUGGGCGUAUCCAAGAAACAUCAACAUGAUAAUUCAAAGAUGUUGCAGUUGCUCAUGUUGCGAGCAGACGAGGGGGCCACGGACGCGCUCAUUGCGCUUGGCUACGCCAAUUUCAUGGGAAUACGUGGCGUACGUCGCAAUUGGCACCAAGCACGCGUUUACUUCCUUGACGCCCUGGCCAAAGGUGAUGUGGCCGCGUACGGUGCCUUGGGGAGGUUGUAUGCCACAGGCGACAACACCACUAGUCCUGUGAUUGAGCGAGACCUUGCGACUGCUGCGGUUUAUUUUUCACAGGGCGCAAAGGAAAAUGACUCCGUCUCACUUAACGGUAUGGGCUACCUACACACCAUUGGCUUUUUCGAAAACGAGGAUGCGUCGACAACAGCGGAACGACGCCCGAACUUCGAGAAGGCAGCAGAGUUCUUUGGAGAGAGUGCGCGCCGUGGGAGCGUGGAGGGGGUAUACAACCUCGGAGUCUUGCUGCUGCACGGUCGCGGGGUGCCGCAGGAUCAGAACGCCGCGAUGGAGCGGUUUGGAGUAUCUGCGUUGCGGGGCAACCUUCUCUCCAUUUGGCAACUUGCCCGCCACGAGCAGCGGCGGGGCAACUGUGAUCAGGCAACGCUCCUAUACAGUCGGGUGGCCAUGUUCCAUCCCAUUUUUGAUCGCGACACCGAUGUGCCGUAUUUCGCUCUCAGCGACACGUCGUCCUCGUUGUUGCCGUCACCAGCACUACUUGCUGCACGCACGGAUAACAUGCUCGUGCAGGUUCUGGAGCUACUCGCCAUGGCGGAGACUGGGCACGCCGCGUCGCGGUACGAUGUCGCGCAGCUGCUGGAUCGACUGCCCAUUAUAGAGGAGACCGAGGAUGAACUUGAGGACAAGAUUUUUGCAAAGAGUAGCCGCCCGCCUGACCGUGCCCUGCAAGUCGGCAGGGGCGCGGUGUGGCUGCAGUGGUACCACAACGCCGUGCCGUUUGCGUCAAGUGGAAAAACUUCCCCCACUCCGCUUCCAAGAGCACGACUUCUGUCGCAGCGAGAGGCACUUAACAUGCUGCGACUGCGCCUGUACGGAAUGUGUGCUCACGCUGGCAACGCCGAGGCAAACCUGCGACUGGGAGAUUUCUACUACCACGGUGAAAGUCAAAUUGUGGGCGUGAACAUGUCGAGAGCGUUGCUGCACUACGAGGCUGCCGCGGCGAAGCACAACUCCAAGGCGUAUUUUAAUUUGGGAUUUAUGUACCAACUGGGCCUUGGAGUGCCUGGACGAGAACAAUUUGUUAGCGUCUGGGAGGCCCUCUACCGUAUCAUCACCAACACCAUACUGGGGUCAGCGGAGGAAGAGGGCAGCAACGAGGGCAACGUUAGCGGCAAGUUGAGGACGGCGGGUAUUCAAGGCGCUCUUCUCGCGGAGGAAAUGCGGUUGUACUUGGCAAAGCGUUACUACGACCGUGCCAUGGAGUUUGGCUCAAACGGAAGCGCCUUUGCAGUGAAACUGGCCCUGAUAACUCUCAACCUGCAGUGGUGGUGGACGUACUUUUCACACCAGCAAUACGGCUUUUCUAAGCUGCUGCAGCUGCCGAUGCCGAUGACGCAGGAUAUAGUAAUGACGGCUUCUGAAAUCAGCAACGUCAUGACCACGGUACUGGAACCUCGGGAAGAGAGGGAAGCAAUGCAACCAGAGCAACCACGGCAGCAGCAGCAGCAGCAGCAGCACAGUACGGAGUUAGGGAUCCUUCCAGAUGAGGGGCAGAUUGAGUGGCGGUGGGACGAUUACGUCUUCACGUCGAGCGCAGGGCUUCUGUUUUUGCUGUUGCUGCUCCGUCACCAUGCAGCGUAA